CGCGGUCCAUCGUCUUCGUGGCUGAUCGCCCCGUUGCUGUCGGAGAGAAAGACAGAGCCAAGAAGACGCUGCCCGCUGGGUUUGAGAUCAGAGAUUCUGGGAUCCCUGGGGCCGGUCUAGGGGUGUUUUACUGUGGAGACGGUGGCCUUCCCAUUGGAACACACUUUGGACCCUACGAAGGACACAGGACCGAUGAAGAGGGAGCCCUAGAGUGGAUACUCCUGGGAGGUCAGUGUGUUUGUAUUCAUUUAUUUUGAUCUAGUCUUGUGUGUGUGCUUGUGUGUUUAUUGGAUGGCAUAGAGUCUGAUUAACACAUUUCUCCAGAUCUACAAUAGCAGACACAAUGAUUACAUUGAUGCAAAGAGAGAGACAUUUUCUAACUGGAUGAGGUACGUCAAUUGUGCUCGUAAUGAAGAGGAACAGAACCUAAUAGCGUUUCAGCACAAAGGAGGGAUUCUGUAUCGCUCCUGUGGCCUCGUGACUUCAGGAGCAGAGCUCUUGGUCUGGUAUGGGGACGAAUACGCCAGACAUCUGGGAAUCGGAUUUGAUCGACUGUGGAACAACAAGAGCUCUACUAAAGGAGGGAGAUCCCAGCUGACACCAGCACAGGCUUUCCCCUGUCCCGAGUGUCCGUACUCCUACACGUCUCAGAUCUUCCUCCACAAACACAUGAAGAGGAGCCAUGGCGACCUGUACGGCCGACUGCUGAGGAGUGGAGAAAUCAAGGUGGAGCCUAGUCUCCUCCCAUACGUCGCAGCCUCCUAUCAGGAACCAAUCGGAGCCUCCCCGGGAACCGUCCAAAGCACGAGCCAGAUUCCAGCAGAAGGAGCCGGACAACACAGAUCAUUGCAGAAAGGACAGUACAGGCUGGUGGGGAAGAUGAUUGCCCUCUGCCUGGUGCAGGGGCAGGUCUCUCCGAGAUUCCUAUCACAGCACCUCUACAGACAGGUUUGUAAUCUGUCCCCUCUUCCUGCCACUUUGGAAGAGGUGACAGAUUACAAUUUGAGGACCAAGCUCCAAAAGAUUGCAGAUGCCACACAUGUGGAAGGUGCCAGGGAGGCUAUGGAGGAGGCCACAGACGAGCUCUCCCUCAUGGGCUCCUUCUCCUUUGUGCGGAGCCUCCCGCAUAGGGAUGAGCUGCUGGGGGCAGCCCUCAACUUCCUCACAGAGGGCCGUAUUUUGACUGCUCUCAAUCAAUUCAAAGAAGGGUUGGAGACCUUCGGGAUUCUAGCUCUUUUGAGGAUCCACCAUGAGGAGCUCAAGGGGGUCUUCAUGGACACACCUGAGCCGCUGCUGGCCUCCCGGUUGGAGUCCACAUUCAUGACGUCCUACCUGUCUGAGCCGGGCUCCAAUCGGAGGAGGAAGGAGGCCAGGACCCUUAUAUAUUGGAGGGACUGGCUGAUCGAGGUGGAGGAUGGAGAUACGAGUCUCACCCUGGGGGCGGUUCUGGCGUUUGCCACGGGCCUCAAAAGGAUUCCUGCUGUGGGUUUUCCCAUCGGACCCCGGCUUGAAUUCCUCCAUGAGGAAGAUGGACCGGCCCUUUUCCCCACGGCCAAUACCUGUUCCCUGGUCCUCAGGCUACCGGUGUAUCUGGAGUACAAUCGAUUUAAGGAGGCCAUGGAGGAAGGAAUAACCUCCUGUGGGAGUACCUUUGGCGUGGCCUAA
Gadus chalcogrammus (walleye pollock) is the source of this 1665-nucleotide messenger RNA. RefSeq names its product G2/M phase-specific E3 ubiquitin-protein ligase-like. Gene Ontology annotation, biological process: positive regulation of reciprocal meiotic recombination. The transcript is spliced from 8 exons. The record is from RefSeq and is a predicted model, not a curated record. Gene Ontology annotation, cellular component: nucleus. NCBI's taxonomy places the organism in Eukaryota, Metazoa, Chordata, Actinopteri, Gadiformes, Gadidae. Bases 385 to 1665 code for a protein of 426 amino acids. Gene Ontology annotation, molecular function: recombination hotspot binding; histone H3K36 methyltransferase activity; histone H3K4 methyltransferase activity.